GAGAGUUCAGCUGCAGUUGAAGCAGGCAGAGAGGAGCGUGGAGGACCUGACCAUGGAGCUACAGACGGCUGCACAGACCAAGGAGGACCUGGUCAAGCAACUCAAACAGGCUCAGGAGAAACUGUUAGAUCUUGAGAGCGACCUGGAGGAGAUGCAGGACAGUGAACAGAGAUGGGCCAGCAAGAACAAGAGAGCCAUCGAACAGACGGAACAGCUUCAGCUGAAGCUGAUCCAGCAGAAAGAUGUGAAUGAGCAGCUGGACAGUGAGAAGAGCAUCCUGGAGAGACAGCUGCGGGACCUGCGUGUGGAGGUGGAGAACCUCCAACACACCAGAGUUCAUGAGGAUGUCAUCACUAAGACGGAGAGCCGGGCCAAGGAGCUGGAGAACGCUCUGAGGGUGGAGGAGAGGAACAAAGUGGUGAUGAGCAACACCAUCAGUAAACUGGAGAGGAAGAACAACGAACUGUCUGAUCAGCUGGAGGAGGAACAGAAGAUGGCCAAGGAGCAGAAGGACCUGAUGUCCCAGAGGAUGCGUUCCCUGAAGCGUCAGCUGAACGAGGCGGAGGAGGAGUCCAGUCGUAGAGACGCUCAGUACCGCCACACCCAGAGAGAACUGACAGAGGAGAGAGAGACCUCCAGCAAACUACAGAAACAGCUCCUAGACCAACACCUCCAAAUCAAACGUAAGGAGUCCACCAUGGCGAUGAGACAGACUCUGGAAGAUCUACGUCUGGACCUUAGUGUGGAUGAGGAGGACCAGACCCCUCCAGUACCCACGGCCUCCAAGGCCUGAGACACCCUUCCUGGGACAGUAUUGCAGCAUAGCACCAGCCAUACUAGCCUUACUCAUUACGCCUUUGUCCUAGAUUCAAUCCGGCCUGCAGAAUAUCCAUGUCAUAGCGCGAUGGACAUUUAUAGCUCAUUUCCCAUUGAUCCGGCAUAUGCAGCAUUCAACGUGAAUGUGGGUCUCAGCAAAUGGUGGGAACGUUGCCUUUAAAAUGUGCAUAAAUAGGACAAAAUGAGAUGGGAUUGAAUCUAGGCCAUUAUUGAUAAAGGUAUCAUUCAUACCACCAAUACAGGACCCACAGGGAACAUACAGCAGCCUCCUGUCAGCCAAUCAAAUCAGCACCCGCGUGUUUGAUUUUCAGGUUCAACCAAUCAAAUCAGGUUAAAAAAAUUACUGUAGCAUCUGAUAAAACAUUUAUUUUUUAUUAAAUCUGCAGGUAAUUGAAAAUGUAAACCAGUGUGUCUUUACUUCUUGUGUUCCAUCAGGCUGCGUUUCCCAAACUCGG
This is a messenger RNA of Oncorhynchus gorbuscha (pink salmon), 1292 nucleotides long. Its product is annotated as cingulin-like. The coding region runs from base 53 to 793 and encodes 246 amino acids. The record is from RefSeq and is a predicted model, not a curated record. The transcript is spliced from 6 exons. Gene Ontology annotation, cellular component: myosin complex. Lineage: Eukaryota; Metazoa; Chordata; Actinopteri; Salmoniformes; Salmonidae.